Molecule: messenger RNA, 1492 nt
Organism: Microplitis mediator
Lineage: Eukaryota; Metazoa; Arthropoda; Insecta; Hymenoptera; Braconidae
Gene: Vkor
Product: vitamin K epoxide reductase complex subunit 1
Exons: 3
Coding region: 435-1019 (194 amino acids)
Biological process (GO): peptidyl-glutamic acid carboxylation; vitamin K metabolic process
Molecular function (GO): vitamin-K-epoxide reductase (warfarin-sensitive) activity
Source: RefSeq, a predicted model, not a curated record
AAUUAUUAAAAUUUUAUUACGCAGAUUUUAUAAUAAAAUAUAUCAAGUAACUGCAUCUUAAUGUUAAAUGAAUCUGAUGGUAAGUCAGGAAAUCUAAAAUUAGUACUGCGCAACUCGAGUUGUUUUGAAUGAUGGUGAUGGUAUUGAUAUGAAGAAGCAAAAGACUGGAUCGAGAGAGUUCCACAUUACAUGCAAAGGGUGAUUUAAAUAAUAAAUAAGUUAUUAUCAUGUUAUCAAUACGCUUGCGCAUCUAUGACGAGAUGUCCAGCAAAAGCUUACAUAUUUGCGUCUACUCAUUAUAAAAAUUAUAACUUUGUUUACGUUUGCCAAAGUAUCAUCAAUUCCCUAUGGCAAUUAAAUAGCAUGUGGCAUCAUCAAGUUUAAGUUUAACAAAUAAAACUCAGUAGAAAAAACAAAGAUUCCAAAUAAAAACAAUGACGACGUCUGGUAAUGUUGCCUCUAGGCAAUUCUCAUCCGCCAGCACAAUUAGCAAAAAGCUGGACAAAAUAAAUGCUGGAAUAAUAACAUCUUGCAUUGUCGGUAUGUCUUUAUCAUAUUAUGCUUAUAUUGUUGAAACGACCAAGGAAAAAGAUCACAAUUAUAUGGCAAUGUGUGAUAUCAGUGAACACGUCAGUUGCACCCGAGCAUUUAUGUCUGAAUAUGGCAAAGGAUUCGGGCUUAUUCCCAAAACAUCCAUAUUUUAUUUACCUAAUAGUGUCUAUGGACUGGUAUUCUAUGGAAUAGUUUUUGCUUUAAAUAUUUUCAAUAAUUAUGGCCUAGCUGUAAUAGUACUUAUUUUGACAGCUCUGUCAAAUUUAAGCUCCAUUUAUUUGGCUUGGGUUCUCUGGGUACUUAACGACAUAUGCGUCGUAUGUAUCAGCACGUACAUUGUAAAUUUUAUCCUUGUUGUUCUCAGUUACAACAAACUAUCGCACAUUCGCCGACAGAUUUCCGCUACCGCUGGACGGCAAACGUCCUCAUCUGGACACAAAACUACUCAUAAAAAAAAGAGGCAUUGAAUGUAUUACUCUAUUUUUUUCUUUUUAUUAAUGUUCAGUUUUAAUUUAAAAAAAAAAUAUAUUUAUAUUCAAUAUUGAUAAAUGCCAUGUAAUUAUACAUCUAAAUGUUAUUAAUAUUUAAAAAUAUGCUUAAAUUUAUGUUUUACAAAAUUACUACUUUCAAGCGUAUUAAAACUUUAUUAAAAUUAUAAUUAGUCAAUAUUUUUAAAUUUAUAAUUAUUAUAACAAACAAAUGAUUAUAUAUUAUUUUUAAUUAUGUUUUUUAUAAGUAUAUGUUACACUUUAUAUAUGUUACAUACAAAUUAUGUAUAAAUGUAGCCAACGUUUUUAUUUAACUUUUUUUUUUUUGUUCAAUUAUAAGCAAAAAAAAAAGUGAUUAUACAAGUUUAAAUGUUAGUACGUAAGUAGAUAUAAAAUUAAAUACAUGUAUAAGUACGUAUAGCAGAAGUAAUGAAUAAUUUUAUAAAUUAAAA